Molecule: messenger RNA, 453 nt
Organism: Thermochaetoides thermophila DSM 1495
Lineage: Eukaryota; Fungi; Ascomycota; Sordariomycetes; Sordariales; Chaetomiaceae
Product: 40S ribosomal protein uS11
Exons: 5
Coding region: 1-453 (150 amino acids)
Biological process (GO): translation; maturation of SSU-rRNA from tricistronic rRNA transcript (SSU-rRNA, 5.8S rRNA, LSU-rRNA); ribosomal small subunit assembly
Cellular component (GO): cytosolic small ribosomal subunit; ribosome
Molecular function (GO): small ribosomal subunit rRNA binding; mRNA 5'-UTR binding; structural constituent of ribosome
Source: RefSeq, a predicted model, not a curated record
AUGCCCCCCAAGAAGACUACUCGUCCCGCCCAGGAGAACAUCUCCCUGGGCCCUCAGGUCCGCGAGGGUGAGCUCGUUUUCGGCGUCGCCCGUAUCUUCGCCAGCUUCAACGACACCUUCGUCCAUGUCACCGAUCUCAGCGGCCGCGAAACCAUCUGCCGUGUCACUGGUGGUAUGAAGGUCAAGGCCGACCGUGACGAGUCUUCUCCCUACGCUGCCAUGCUGGCUGCUCAGGAUGUUGCGGCCCGCUGCAAGGAGCUUGGCAUCACUGCCCUCCACAUCAAGAUCCGUGCCACUGGUGGCAACGGCACCAAGACCCCCGGCCCCGGCGCCCAGUCCGCCCUCCGCGCUCUGGCUCGCUCUGGCAUGAAGAUCGGACGCAUUGAGGACGUCACACCCACUCCUUCUGACUCGACCCGUCGCAAGGGUGGUCGCCGUGGUCGUCGUCUCUAA